UCGCAGCAUUUGUCACAAUAUGCUAAUCGUUCGCUAUCUAAUCGCUCUGGUCUUCUCCGUUUUCAUGGUGGCCACAUCGCUGAAGAUCGAGGUGCGCUACCGCCGGUGCAAUGGCUACAAGAUAUCCACCCCAGAUCGAUUGGUCAUUAAAAUGGAACGACGUGGCGGAAAGUGCCAGUCCAGAAACCUAGAGAGGCGGCGUUUACAAAUAUGAACAAUGGAACCGUAAUGAAUGUGAUAGGAAAUCGAGGACAUUAAGGCCGAAAAUUAGUGAUAAAGAAUUCCGAAAAAUUCACAAGCCCAGAUUAUUAAAGAAUACUGCCUCAGAGGCAAUUCAAAUCUUAAGCUAAGUCAAUAAAAAUAUUGUAUCUUCAUAAAAUAUUAAAUGUGAUUAAAAUUUACUGGUAUUCUUUUUGUCAAUUCACUAUUAUUGCUAAGCAAAAAUAAAAAAAAUAUUACAAAAAAAAAAAGUAUAUUAAUAUAAAACUGUCAUAUAAAUUAAUAUUAUUUUAAUUAUUAAUUAUACCAGACAAAUUUAGUUAUACAAAAACGUAUAUACUGCUAAUU
Molecule: messenger RNA, 567 nt
Organism: Drosophila rhopaloa
Lineage: Eukaryota; Metazoa; Arthropoda; Insecta; Diptera; Drosophilidae
Exons: 1
Coding region: 20-214 (64 amino acids)
Source: RefSeq, a predicted model, not a curated record